Molecule: messenger RNA, 1438 nt
Organism: Bufo bufo (common toad)
Lineage: Eukaryota; Metazoa; Chordata; Amphibia; Anura; Bufonidae
Product: cell cycle control protein 50B-like
Exons: 8
Coding region: 113-1156 (347 amino acids)
Biological process (GO): phospholipid translocation
Cellular component (GO): plasma membrane; Golgi apparatus; endoplasmic reticulum
Source: RefSeq, a predicted model, not a curated record
ACAAUAUUGGCAGUGGGAUAACUGGUUUCCCGAGCUCUCUGCAGAGGAGUGGCUGAGAAGAGUUUGAGCCUGUUGCUGUGUUUGUGUGUCUCUCUGAAAUCUGUGAAGAAGGAUGAAGCCACCAUCCAGGAACUUUGCAAAUAAACAUGAACCUCUUCCAUCUCAGAGACCUGACAACACAGCAUUCACUCAGCAGAGAAUUCCAGCCUGGCAGCCUCUUCUCUCUGCCAGUAUAAUUUUACCAUUUUUCUUUUUUAUUGGAUUAUCCUUUAUAGGUAUUGGAAUUGGAUUAAACUACUCAUCAAACAGCAUAAAAGAAUCUGAACAUGAUUACACAGGAGCCCUUGAUGGUGAAGCCUGUUUUAAUUGUACCAGUGCUAAUGCCUCAAGACCCUGCAUCUGUAACAUUCCUUUCAAUAUAACAGAAGACUUUCAGGGAGCUGUUUUUAUGUACUAUGAAUUAUCAAACUUCUACCAGAACCACUAUCGGUAUAUGAUAUCUAGGGAUGAAAAACAAUUAAAUGGAGACCUUUCUAGUCUAACGAAUCCUGCCAAUGAGUGUGCCCCAUAUAGAGUGAAUGCUGAACAAAAGCCAAUUGCUCCAUGUGGUGCUAUUGCAAACAGCAUGUUUAAUGAUGUUGUUACGCUGUAUUACAAUCAGAAUGGCACAUAUGUUGAAGUUCCGCUAGAUGGGAAAGGGAUAUCCUGGUGGACCGAUUACAACAUUAAAUUCAGGAACCCAACUAAUGGCACUGAGAGCUUGGCGCAGAUAUUUAACGCAACGGUGAAACCUGACAGAUGGCUAACCACAGCUUACGACCUGUCAAGUGACCUAAAUAAUACAGGAUUUAUAAAUGAGGACUUCAUUGUGUGGAUGAGAAGUGCAGCAUUGCCCACGUUUCGGAAACUAUACCGGAGAAUUGAGAAUGGAAACUUCAAAAAUGGAGAGUAUCAACUAAGAAUUGUGUACAAUUUCCCUGUUGUCAGUUUCCAAGGAAGAAAAAAAAUAGUUUUCAGCAGCGUAUCCUGGAUGGGAGGAAAGAAUCCAUUCCUGGGAAUAGCAUAUCUUGUUUUCGGUUCUUUGUGUAUAGUUUUUGCUAUCAUUAUGCUCGUUGUAUUCAUAAAGUACCAAGGCAAGAUGGAUGAUGACAUCUAGCAUUGGGUCUAAAAUGAUGAUUCAUAAAGCUGCUUAGAAUUCCACAUAAUAUAAUGUUUACAUGAAACGGCAAUAUUAGUAGCAUGCAAACUAUAAAACGCAACAUAGUUACUGUGCUCAUGAUCCCUCUUUCCUCAUGAAACCAAGGUCACGUGUGCCUUAGGCCUCAUGCACACGACUGUGCCGUUUUUUUGCGGCCUGCAAACCGCGGAUCUGCAAAAAAUGGAAGCCGCCCGUGUGCCUUCCACAAUUAACGUAACGGGCGGCCCAUUGUAGACAUGC